AUGGCUGAUGCCACCAAGUACGUUCCCAUAGGUGGUGCCAACCUUUCCACAGACCUCAAGACCUUCUCAUCCAUUCUCAAAACCAGAAAAACAGUAGCUUUUGCAUACGCUUCCAUACUUGCCUUUGUGGCUUUCACUGUUUUCUUAGCCUUUUCCCCUUCUCCAAACGCUUCCUCUCCCUGGUUCACCAACAUAUUCUCUUCCACAUCCACCCCAGAUGGUUCUUACAAGCCUCAAAUCCCUUCCAUUUUCUCACUCCUUUUUCCAAACACUUCUUCAUCCUCCAAUUCCACUGAUCCACUGCUUAACAACACUAACACGUCUAGAUCUACAAAUGCCAAUGCCGCUUCUCUUUCUCCUCAUCAAAACACCACCUCAGAAACUCAAACACUCAAAGUAACCUCAAACAUAACACAAUCCUCAUUUGUGUCAUCCCAAGAUGCAGUUCCUUUUCCAAGCACAAACCAGACCAUGAAUUCUCACGCGCCAAGUUUGGAGGUGAAGUCACCACCACCCCUUGUUGCUAAAGAACCAUCUGGGGUUGUCAAAAAUCACACUUUUAAUUCUGGUGAAACUAAAGCUAUAACCACAAAUCAAACUACAAAUGCCACUGCAUCCGCAACAUCUGCAAACAAUGUUUCAGUGAGUUUUCCUUUCCAGAACAUUCCACAUCAGAACUCAAGUUAUAAUUCUUCCGUGAAGGUGGAUUCGGCCAAGGGUGUUGCCUCCGAUGCUAAUUACAGUGUUCCACAUCAGACCUUGAGUUCUAAAUCUUCUGUGAAGGCCGAUUCGGUAAAGGGUGUUGCCUCGGAUGAUAAUUAUACGGCUUCUCUGGCGAGGAAACAAAUUAAUGGGAAGAAUCACGCUAAAGGGAACUAUGCAUGGAUGGAGUCUCUCAUGAAGUGUGAUUUUUUUGAUGGAAAGUGGGUUAAGGAUGAUUCCUAUCCUCUCUAUAAGCCAGAUUCUUGCUCUUUGAUAGAUGAACAGUUCAAUUGUAUUAGGAAUGGAAGGCCCGAUAAGGAAUAUCUGACAUAUAAGUGGAAGCCUAAGGGUUGCAGCCUCCCGAGGUUGGAUGCGCAUCGAAUGCUGGAAUUGUUGAGAGGGAAGAGACUGGUUUUUGUUGGCGAUUCGCUCAAUAGGAACAUGUGGGAGUCUCUGAUUUGCAUAUUGAAAAGUGCUGUGAAAGAUAAAAAAAAUGUUUAUGAAGCAAAUGGAAGGGUUCAUUUCAGAGGGGAAGCCUCUUAUUCAUUUAUAUUCAAAGAUUAUCACUUCUCUGUGGAGCUUUUUGUGUCUCCAUUUUUGGUUCAAGAAGGGGAAAUUACUGAUAAGAAUGGGACAAAGAAGGAAACACUUCGUCUAGAUUUAGUUGGUCAAUCUUCGUCUGAGUAUAAACAUGCAGAUAUUCUCAUCUUCAACACUGGCCACUGGUGGACUCAUGAUAAAACUUCAAAAGGACAGGACUAUUACCAAGAAGGUAGCCAUGUGUAUUCUGAGUUAAACGUGCUUGAGGCAUUCCGAAGAGCUUUAACAACUUGGAGUAGGUGGGUUGAUGCCAACAUUGAUGCAUCCAAGACCAUGGUAUUCUUCAGAGGCUAUUCUGCUUCCCAUUUCAGUGGUGGACAAUGGAAUUCAGGUGGACAAUGUGACAGUGAAACCGAUCCAAUUGAGAACGAGAAGUACCUAACUGAAUACCCAGAUAAGAUGAUGGUUUUGGAGAAGGUGCUAAACAAUAUGAAGACCCGUGUGACCUACCAAAACGUGACUAGAAUGACAGAUUUCCGAAAGGAUGGUCAUCCCUCCAUAUACAGGAAGCAAAAUCUAACUCCUGAGGAAAGAAAAUCACCAUUGAGAUACCAAGACUGCAGCCACUGGUGCCUUCCUGGUGUUCCUGAUAUAUGGAAUGAGAUUCUCUAUGCUGAACUUCUAAUGGGAGAGUAUCGGAAACAGCAUCAGCAAAAGAAUCCAUAG
Molecule: messenger RNA, 1968 nt
Organism: Sphenostylis stenocarpa
Lineage: Eukaryota; Viridiplantae; Streptophyta; Magnoliopsida; Fabales; Fabaceae
Source: the annotation of a GenBank genome assembly